CGACCUGGGGUGUGUCGUUGUCUCGCAGGAGAAGCUGUAAUCCUGCCAUCAUCUACGGUGAUGAGCCCUCAACCACAGUCUUACCGCCAGCGCUUGAAGGAACUCCGAAUUGCCGAGGAGCAACGGUCGGACUUGAUUGAGGAGCUCAUCACUAAGCUGGAAGACACCGAUGCAAAACUAGAGCAAGCGGAGCUAGAUCUCCAAGCUGAGCAAGAUGCUCGGAGACGACUGCAGCAGGAUAUGCUUGCCCUCCGAAAUAGAGGCAGAAUCGUGGAACGACGACCGUUUGCGGUCGUGUUGAUCGAUGCUGACGCGGACGGCUAUGCUUUUCAAGACAGAUUUAUCAAGGCGGCAUCUACAGGAGGCGAAGAAGCGGCUGAUGAGCUGCUUACAGCUACACAAGAGUAUUUACGGACCAUCGUGGAUGAUUCUGAUAGACUAGAUGUGGUCGUCAAAGCCUUCGCUCACUUGGACGGUUUAGGGUCGAGACUCGUCCGGGAGGCGCGAGUAAAAGACACGGCCCAGGUAAGGGCUUUUUGCGCAGGCUUUAGUAGCCGUUUGCCUAUGUUCGAUUUCGUUGAUGUGGGAUUUGGUAAGGAAAGGGCAGACAACAAAAUUCGAGAAUAUCUAAAGUUCUUCGCGGAAAGUCCUCAAUGCAAGCAUAUCAUGCUUGCUUGUUGUCAUG
Messenger RNA from Fusarium vanettenii 77-13-4, 685 nucleotides. RefSeq lists its product as uncharacterized. The record is from RefSeq and is a predicted model, not a curated record. The transcript is spliced from 5 exons. NCBI's taxonomy places the organism in Eukaryota, Fungi, Ascomycota, Sordariomycetes, Hypocreales, Nectriaceae. The annotation marks the transcript as partial.